Molecule: messenger RNA, 2387 nt
Organism: Pogoniulus pusillus (Red-fronted tinkerbird)
Lineage: Eukaryota; Metazoa; Chordata; Aves; Piciformes; Lybiidae
Gene: FUBP3
Product: far upstream element binding protein 3
Exons: 18
Coding region: 41-1660 (539 amino acids)
Biological process (GO): regulation of gene expression
Cellular component (GO): cytoplasm; nucleus
Molecular function (GO): mRNA binding
Source: RefSeq, a predicted model, not a curated record
GGGCGGGACGGGCGCGGAGCGGCGGCGGCGGGCGCGGGUCAUGGCGGAGCUGGCGCAGGGGCAGAGCGCAGCGCCCGUGGGGAUCAAGCCCGAGGGGUUUGUCGAUGCUCUGCACCGGGUCCGGCAGAUUGCUGCUAAAAUUGGAGAUAUUCCUCACUUGAACAAUUCCACAACACUUGUGGACCCCUCAGUCUACGGUUAUGGAGUGCAGAAACGGCCCCUGGAUGAUGGAGGUCUCCGUGUGGGUGGGCUCCAUGGAGCACAGCUGAGAGACACAGACAGAAUAGGUAACCAGUUAGGGGCCCUGGUACAUCAAAGGGCUGUAAUAACAGAAGAGUUCAAAGUGCCUGACAAAAUGGUUGGAUUUAUCAUCGGCAGGGGAGGAGAGCAGAUCUCAAGGAUCCAGGCAGAGUCUGGCUGCAAAAUUCAAAUUGCUCCAGACAGCGGUGGCAUGCCCGAGCGGCCCUGCGUGCUCACCGGGACGCCAGAGAGCAUCGACCAAGCCAAGCGGCUGCUGGGGCAGAUUGUAGAUCGCUGUCGGAACGGACCUGCUUUUCACAACGAUGUUGAUGGCAACAGCACCAUUCAGGAGCUUUUGAUCCCGGCGUCCAAAGUGGGGCUGGUCAUCGGCAAAGGAGGUGAAACAAUAAAGCAGCUGCAGGAGCGAACGGGGGUGAAAAUGAUCAUGAUCCAGGACGGUCCUUUGCCCACCGGAGCAGACAAACCUCUCCGGAUUACUGGAGAUGCCUUUAAAGUGCAGCAAGCAAGGGAAAUGGUUCUGGAGAUCAUCCGAGAGAAAGAGCAGGCAGACUUCCGAGGCGUGCGCAGUGAUUUCAGUGCUAGGAUGGGAGGAGGCAGCAUAGAGGUCUCUGUGCCCAGGUUUGCUGUUGGAAUUGUGAUAGGAAGAAAUGGAGAAAUGAUCAAAAAGAUUCAGAGUGAUGCUGGAGUUAGGAUUCAAUUUAAACCAGAUGAUGGCAUUAGCUCAGAACGAGUGGCACAGGUCAUGGGGCUGCCAGACAGGUGUCAGCACGCAGCACACAUCAUCAGUGAGCUCAUCCUCACAGCACAGGAACGAGAUGGCUUCGGGAGCUUGGCCGUGGCCCGAGGAAGAGGUCGUGGCCGUGGGGACUGGAGCAUUGGAGCACCUGGGGGCAUGCAGGAGAUCACCUACACAGUGCCAGCUGAUAAGUGUGGCCUUGUCAUAGGCAAAGGCGGGGAGAACAUCAAGAGCAUCAACCAGCAGUCGGGAGCCCACGUGGAGCUGCAGAGGAACCCCCCUCCAAACACAGACCCUGGAGUACGAAUAUUCACCAUCAGAGGGGUCCCCCAGCAGAUUGAGCUUGCCAGGCACCUCAUAGAUGAGAAAGUUGGUGGUACCAGCAUGGGUGGACCUGGAGGAUUUGGUCAAAGUCCGUUCAGCCAAGCACCUGCCACACCUCAUCAAAAUGGUCCCCAGGCCUUCAUGCCGCAGGGUUGGGGCAGUACCUACCAGACGUGGCAGCAGCCUGGACAGCAAGUCCCAAGUCACGCUGCCAGUGCUGCUUCUCAGGCGAGCUCCCAGCCCGACUACACCAUGGCGUGGGCAGAGUAUUACAGACAGCAGGCUGCCUACUACGGGCAGACCCUGGGGCAGGCUCAGGCCCACAGCCAGGAGCAGUAGAACAAGAUCCUCGCUGCAGCCUCUUUGUCCGUUUCGUUUUGUUUCUUUGGGUUCGUUUUUUUCCUUGGAAUCAUUGUGGAAGAAGAAUCUCUUUUGUCUUUUUUGUAACAGAGGUUUCUAGAUCUGCCGAAGACUUCUUUUCGCCCUUGUCUGUGGGCAAGGCUUUAGCCCUAGGAUAAUCCCUACUGAACCUUGCUAAGAAUCAGGAGCAAUUCAUAACCUACUAAACUGCUGGACCUGUUGGGCAUUUUCUUUCCAAAUUUGGUUAAAACCAGAACUGCUUCCAAACCCCCUCCAGGAUUCUUUGGUUUUUUUGGGAAAGAAACCAGAGAAAUUUUCCAGCCCCUCCCCCGCUCAGAGCUGUGACAUUUCCACACCUGGGGUUUGGGAAUUGUUCAGGGUUUGUUUUCUCUCUCUCUCUCUCUCUCUCUGUUGGUUGGGGUUUUGGUGAAGGUUUUGUUGUUGGUUUGGUUUUUAUCCUUUUUGGGUUUUGUUUUUCCAGUCUUUUCUGUGACAACAGAAAAAGUGGCUUGGAACUCUUAGGGGGUAGGUAACAGCUCUUAAAUUAAGAGUGGAAAAAAGAGGAGGGGAAGAAAUCAAACAAUAACAAGAGGAGGAAUUAACCAGGAUUAAAAAAAAAAGAGAGAAGGAAAAAAGCCAAGAGGAGGGGAAAAAUAAGGGGAAAAAAACAAGAGGGAAAAGAAGAGUUUAAAAGAUGGGGGGGGGG